CUUAUUUUCUCCUAAUAUCAAGGAGGCUUGACAUAUUAAAAAGGAGUACUAGAUUUCACCAUGACCUUUCCUCUUAAAAGUUCAGCUCUCUCUUGAGUGUAUAAAUUAAGGUGAGAUUAGAGGGGUUGUGAGGACACUCCAGCAUAAGUUUUGCAAAUGCUUUGAUACAAAUUCAUGAAGCACUAGCAGGGUUUUCGGAAACCAAUUUCAUCUCCACUUUGAACAGCUAGCUUAGUCUCUCAGGCAGCACACAGGAUAUACAAGACGCAAACCCUCCCAUUGAAGUUGGUCUGACUUAGCUCGAGAGUUUUAUAAUUCUGUGCAACUCAUAAAAAAAUCCAUCAUAACAGUGCAACGGCUGUCUGAAAUUUCUGCAGCUGGAAAGCUAUAACACCUUGCGGAACUAAAUUGAUAGAAUCCCUGUAAAGUUAAGUACCUAUUCCCAAUGGACUUGAAAGCUAUAUCAUGGGUUGGAAAUAUAUACCAAAAAUUCGAAACUAUGUGUUUGGAGAUGGAAGAGGCUAUGUACCAGGACACUGUUAAAUAUGUUGAAAAUCAGGUGAACACUGUUGGUACAAAUGUCAAGAGAUUCUGUUCUGAGGUGAUGCAAGAUGUUCACCCUCAAUGUAAUAUUGAUCCUGUGAAAGUCGCAGCUGCUGACUUGUCUCUGAACCCAUAUGCUCACUAUGAAAUUGACAAAAAGUUGAAAGCAAAUCAUAAAGGAAGUGCCACAGAUUUUAGUAACAAAUUAAAUGAUGACACUCAAGUGAUCAAGGGGAAAAGCAAAAGUGGAGGAGUCUAUAAACGUCAAAAUGUCGGACUCAAAGAAAUUGUUAGAGAUAGCCAUCUAGCUAGGAAGCCUGAUGCUAUCUGUCUUGCAUCAGGGGAUGCACUAAAAUUAUCUUCAAGUGCUGAGUUUAGGAAUGGUUUUGAAUUGGCAUCUGACCAUGUGACCCCGACUUCAGCCCUGGCCUCAGUUAAAGGAUCUGACUCUGGAGAAGCAGCAAGUAAAGUUCGCAAUCUCAUUAUACAAACUAAUGUGCCUGCAGCUGAUACUUCAAUUACUUCUGAGGCUUCUGUCAUGACGUCAGUUGAAUCUGUUGGGAAGAAGCAAACAGAUACAUGUACAAGGGAGUUAUCUUGUAAUACAAGAUCCGAAAAUAGCAGUAAUGUUCGGAAUAAUUUAGCUAAUGAGGAGAUCAAUGAGUCUCAUGAAGAAAAAUCAGAUAAUUUGUCUUCUGCUAUGUCGAAGUAUGACAGCAUUGAGUCAGAAUUAGAAAUUGUUGAGAAAUUUGAUGAAUCCCAGUUGGAGGAAACAUGUGUCCUGGUUGAAGAUGACAGGAUUCAUAUUCCACAUGGUCCUGUCAAACAGAAGUCCUAUAAGAAGAAGCUUCGGGAAGCUUUCUCCACGAAAAAGAGGUUGACAAGGAAAGAGUAUGAACAACUUGGAGCACUAUAUGGAGAUCAACAAUUCAACCUCGAGGCUGAGGACAAGGUGAUGCCUGUUCUUGCCAUGAAUUCAAACACAAAAAUGUUGUCUGCUAAUGAUCAUCCUGAAUCUGAGUGGGAGAUUUUAUAGUUCUGAUGAUGCUGUAAAUAGUAUUGUUGCUUUUCCAAUCAAUCCAUGGCGUCCUAGAGAGUUAUAUUAAUAUGCAUUAUCCGCUUAUAAAAUUGCAUAAAGUAUCAGCAAUCCGUUCCUCUAGUAGUGCUAGCCAGUAAAUAAUACGUAGUGGUACCUUGAAGAAACCAACCCAUAUAUGAGGUAUGGCCAUCUUGUAGCCAAUCUUGGCAAUCUCAUGAAUUAACAUAUAUAUGAAAACUUUUUACAUUGUUUAAGCCUA
Messenger RNA from Solanum dulcamara, 1841 nucleotides. RefSeq lists its product as uncharacterized. Bases 446 to 1579 code for a protein of 377 amino acids. The record is from RefSeq and is a predicted model, not a curated record. Lineage: Eukaryota; Viridiplantae; Streptophyta; Magnoliopsida; Solanales; Solanaceae. The transcript has 7 exons.